AUGGAUGUUCAGGCUAUCGUUGCUUCUACUGUGGACAUUCGUUUGGAGGAUGAGGAGCAGGGGGUUCGGUUUGAAGAGGAGGUUUUCGGCGGUACGGUGCAGAUUGCGGAACGCCGUACGUGGUCUUUAGUUGGCCGUUUUCUCACGGACAGGAAUUUGAAGGUGGAUGUAAUGAAGCGUGUGAUGGCUUCAGCUUGGCGUCCGCUAAUGGGGAUUGAGAUUGCAGACGUGCUCCCUAACCUGUAUCUCUUUACUUUCUUCGACGAGGCGGACAUGCGAAGGGUGGUUGAUGAGGGCCCCUGGGCGUUCGAAAAUGCUACGUUCCUAUGUCACGAACUGAAGGCUGGUGAAGACCCGACGCAGGUGGUGCUAAAUACCGUAGAAUUCUGGCUGCAGGUUUACGAUAUUCCACCGGGCUUCCGUACGGUGAAAGUCCUUGAACGAAUUGGUGACUUCGCCGGAGUAUUCUUAAGGUAUGAUGAGCGUAAUUUUCAGAGGCAUUGUACUGCGUUUUACCGGGUACGUAUUACUCAUGAUGUCUCUACUCCGUUAAAACGACGUAUGAAGAUGAUCUUAAGGGAUGGGACAUGGACUUGGAUUAAUUUCCGUUACGAGCGGUUGCACAUGUUUUGCUUUUUUUGUGGUAUUAUGGGGCAUACGGACAAGUUCUGCUUAGCGGCUCGUCGUUCUUUGUUAACACCGGAGCAGUUUCCCUUUGGACCAAGUCUGAGAGCGGGGGGUAACAGUCCGGCAAAGGUGUUGGGCGAGAAGUGGUUUAAGCUGGGGCAAGAGAGGAUGAGGGAGAUAGGGUUUGGAGAUGGUGGUUUCGGGCAGUGUGGUACGGCAGUGGUCGCGGCUAGGGGUAGGGCGGCGAGGAUGGGUGUAGGCGGGCAGAAUGAUACGGGUGAGGGUGGUGGUGGGCAGCCGGGGCCCGCCAAUCUCAAUGAGUACCCUAUUUUGGAACUGCCGUGGCUUGGGCAAUCCACGGACAGUUCACGAGGUGGUGGGCCUUGUGUCGAGGAAGAAGCCCGAGUUUGUGUUUUUGAUGGAGACGAUGGUAGGGGGGAUCAUGCGGAGAGGCUCCGUGUGAAAUUGGGGUUUGAGGGGUGCUUUAAGGUGGAUAGUGUGAGACGGAAGGGUGGUCUUUGUUUGCUUUGGCGUCGAAAUAACUGUGCUAGGCUGUUGAACUAUUCCCAGAAUCAUAUUGACUUGGAGGUGUCUUUGCCGAAUGGGCGCCCCUGGAGGCUUACGUGUUUUUAUGGCUACCCGAAUAGGGAUAGAAGGAGAGCUUCUUGGGAUUUCUUAAGGUCACUCAAAGGUGCUUCUGAUCUUCCUUGGGUGGUUUUAGGGGAUUUCAAUGACAUUCUUAUGCAGUCUGAGAAGAGGGGUAGGUUGCCGCAUCCUAAUGGUUUGUUGGAGGGGUUUGGGGAUGCACUGGAUGAUUGUGGGCUAAUGACUUUACCUAUGGUGGGUUAUCCUUUUACUUGGGAACGCUUUAAGGGGACAGUGGAUUGGGUGGAGGAGAGGUCGGAUAGGGUGGUGACAUGUGCUGACUGGCGUGAGCUCUUUGAUCGGGCGAGGGUGUUUAAUUUACAGACAGACUUGUCGGAUCAUUCGGCUCUUUUUUUGGAUAUCUAUGGGGUAGCGCCAUCUAUCCGGCCGCGUGGUUUUAAAUUUGAAAAUGCUUGGCUUUUGGAUGAUGGCUGCAGGGCGGUGGUGGAGGAUGAGUGGUCUGUUUCGGCUGGGAUGGGCUUACAGGCUAGGCUUGAGUCGUGUGGCCGGGGGUUACGGAGAUGGGGGGGAGAGCGCCACCAUAGGUUUGGGAAGCGGAUCGAGGAGAUAAGGAGGGAGAUGGGCACUCUACGGGGCAAGUUUGAUUCAGGCUCCUUGGCACGUUUUAGGCUCCUGGAUGGCACUCUAAGCUCUGUUCUGGCUCAGGAAGAGGCUUUCUGGAAACAACGGGCUAAGCAGCACUGGUUACAGGGGGCUGAUUUGGACACUAAGUUUUUUCAUAAGUAUGCCUCACACAGAAGGAGGAAGAACGGUAUUGUGAAGCUGAAAGAUGAGGGGGGUGCCUGGCAUGAGGGUCAGGCGUUGAGUACUUUGAUAGCUGAUUAUUAUAAGAAUGUUUUCACUUCAGGAGGAAGUCCUGGUCCUUUUAAUGUGGACACAUUACAUGCCCGCGUUACACCGCAACAGAAUGAUGAUCUAUUACGCCCUUUUCAGCCGGACGAGGUGCGGGCUGCAUUGUUUGCUAUGGGGAAAGACAAAUCACCAGGACCGGAUGGAAUGAAUCCGGGUUUCUACCAAUCCUUCUGGAAUGUUGUUGGUAAGGAUUUCACUGACUUUGUUAUUGAUUGUCUGUCUCGUGCUUCUUUUCCCCUUGCUUUGAAUGAUGCCAAUAUUGUAUUGAUUCCAAAGAAGUGUAAUCCGGAGUCAGUGUCUGACCUUAGGCCUAUUGCGUUAUGUAAUAUUUUAUAUAAGAUUAUGGCCAAGAUGUUAGCUAACCGAAUGAAACCGCUUCUUGAGGGUUUAAUUUCUGACUCACAGAGUGCCUUUCUCCCAAGUAGGCUUAUUUCAGACAAUAUUCUUAUUGCUUCCGAGGUUGGUCAUUAUCUAAGAAGGAAGCAGUUGGGACAGGUCGGAUGGGCAACCCUUAAGCUGGACAUGGCUAAGGCGUAUGACAGGAUGGAGUGGCCUUUUGUUAGGCAGAUGCUACUCGGGUUGGGAUUUGAUGAGAGGUGGGUGCAGUUGGUUAUGUUAUGUGUUCAGACAGUACGGUAUAGGGUCCUGGUGAAUGGUUCCCCAACUGAUGAGAUUUUACCUACAAGGGGCCUAAGGCAGGGUGACCCCCUUUCUCUUUAUCUUUUUAUUAUAUGUGCGGAGGGUUAUCUUUGCUAUUACAGGAUUCUCAUGCUAAAGGCCUUAUUCAUGGCUGAAUCCUUGAAGGUGAAGAGAUGUCUUGGUCAUUAUGAGGCUUACUCUGGGCAGGCGGUUAAUUUCAAUAAGUCAAGUGUCUCUUUCAGCCGUAACACUAGUGGAGAUAAUAGGGACCUUGUUGCAGAAACUUUGGGAGUAAGCCAUGCUGAGGACUUUGGUAAGUAUCUGGGUCUGCCGUCGGUUAUUGGAAGAAAUAGGAAGGUGGUUUUUGCUUAUAUUGAACAAAAGCUGAAACAAAGGUUUGGUUCUUGGAACAAGCGUUUGUUAUCCAGGGCUGGUAAGGAGGUCUUGUUGAAGAGUGUAGCGCAGGCUAUGCCUACUUACACAAUGAGUAUCUUUUUGUUACCCCUAACUUUAUGUUAUUCUCUUGAAAGAUUAAUGAACAGAUACUGGUGGGGCCGAAAUGACAGGGAGGAUGGUAUCCAUUGGUAUGCCUGGGACAGAAUGUGUAAGCCUAAGAAGUAUGAUGGCAUGGGGUUUAAACGCUUGCAUCAGUUUAACUUGGCACUUCUAGGUAAGCAGGGGUGGCGAUUGCUUACAUGCCCAGACUCUCUUGUAGCCCGGGUCUUUAAGGCAAGGUAUUAUCCUACAACUUCUUUCUUUGAUGCUGUGAUAGGGGGCAACCCAAGUUAUGUUUGGCGAAGUAUAAUGGCUAGUCAGGAGUUGGUGAAAUCGGGGUGUAAGCGGCGUAUUGGAAAUGGCAAAUCCACGCACGUCUGGUCCCAUCCUUGGCUGCCGGGUACUCAGGGGACUCUUGUACUCGCAAGUCAGACUGGUUUAAUCCAGAAUAUGUUGGUCUCGGAUCUUAUUGAUGUUGAUUUAUGCUCAUGGAAUAUCCCUUAUGUUCAACAAUUGUUUGAUCCGCAUGUUGCGUCUCAGAUAGUGCAGUUGCCUGUUAAUUUGAUGCAUGAUGAUUUGUGGUACUGGGAAGGGGAUUUACGGGGCUGCUAUUCGGUUAAGGAUGGUUAUAAGCGGCUUGGGGAAGUCCAUGCACAGGGCUCGGUUGUUUGGAAUGGAAUUUGGAGGCUAAACAUACCUCCAAAAUGGAAAAAUCUAAUGUGGAGAGCUCUUUCUAAUAUAUUGCCCACGCUUGAUAAUUUAAUUAAGAGACGAGUGGAUUUAAUGAAUAUUUGCCCUGCUUGUGGUUUGUUAGAAGAGAGUAUUAUGCAUAUUUUCUGUACCUGUGAUUAUGCUUCUCGUGUUUGGAUUGCUUCACAGCUCCCGAAACCCCAGAUUAAUGGUUCUGAUUUUAUGCAAUGGGCAGAGUUAUGGCUGGAUGGUGCGGCUGGUUAUUCACGUGAAACACAGGGUAUGAUUUGCGGCCUCAUUCAUGAGUUGUGGAUGGCAAGGAACUCAGCUGUGUGGGAGGCGAAGUUACCUACCCCGCAGGUGCUGUGCCGGGUAUUUGCAGCGAGAUGGGCUGCGUGGAGUGACUGUGUGGCGGGAAAUGCAGCGCGGCAGCCAAGACAAUCGCAGACAGCUUCGUCCCAGGGAAUUACAUGCUGUGUGGAUGCUGGUUUUCACGGUCCUGAACAUGCGCCUGCUUUUGGCUUCAUUGUGAGGGAGAAUGGUGUUUUUGUAGCUACGGUGAAUGGCCCGAUGGUGUGUCCUUACAACCCCCUUAUGGCAGAAACAAUGGCGGUGUGCGAAGCCCUUUCAUGGCUAAAGGAUAACGGUUAUUCGAUGGUUAAAGUUUACAGCGAUUCCUCAGUUUUUGUUUCAUGUCUUAGUAGUAAUAGAUCGUUUCGUUCCUAUGUUGGUUUUAGUUUGCUUUCAUGUAUUCGUUUGCUUUCUUCUAUGCCUGGUUCUCAGAUUAGUUUUAUUUCUAGGGUCGCGAAUCAAGCGGCUCAUACUUUAGCUAAACAUGUGAGUGUUAGUUUGUCACGAUCCACUUGGAGGGAUGUUUCACCUCCAUUUAUUUUGCCUGAUAUGGCUAAUGAAAUAUAG
This is a messenger RNA of Ipomoea nil (Japanese morning glory), 4887 nucleotides long. RefSeq lists its product as uncharacterized. Bases 1 to 4887 code for a protein of 1628 amino acids. Gene Ontology annotation, molecular function: RNA-DNA hybrid ribonuclease activity; nucleic acid binding. Lineage: Eukaryota; Viridiplantae; Streptophyta; Magnoliopsida; Solanales; Convolvulaceae. The record is from RefSeq and is a predicted model, not a curated record. The transcript is spliced from 3 exons.